Messenger RNA from Bursaphelenchus okinawaensis, 1360 nucleotides. The record is from the annotation of a GenBank genome assembly. NCBI's taxonomy places the organism in Eukaryota, Metazoa, Nematoda, Chromadorea, Rhabditida, Aphelenchoididae.
AUGGGCAGUGCAGCACGACUAACACGAGUGAUAAUAGUUGUGGUAUCAUUGUUUCUACUUGUUACUGGUUUAAUUUUGAAUGCAAUUGGAGGAUUGAACCCGUCAUGGCAGGUGGUGGACAUAAGAGAGUUUCAAGCUGAGCAUCAUGUAAGUUAACAGAUAUAUGGUUGAUAUUGGCCUAAAACUAUGUUACUUGAGCUUGGCCCAUUCGUAUUUUUCCCGACCUUUUACUAUCUUUCUAUACCCAUGAGCUUUUUAACUUAUCGUGUCCUAUCCUAACCUACAUACCUUAUACUACACUGUCCUGACCUGAUUGGCCCUACCCUAUCCUACCUUACUCUACCCUACAUUGCCUUAUCCUACCGCAUUGUAAACUAAAAUGAAAACCAAAAUGGUUAUAAUUUCUUUCAGCACGGCCUAUGGCUGGACUGUACCCGAGCAGACAGAGCAUUUUUAUCUCCAAAUCGACUAGUUGACAAGAGUCCCCUACACUGUACAUACAAGUUUGAUCAAAACGCCGCUCAAGUUUUGGAUGAAAGUCAAAUGGACGCAGAUGCUCACUCAUCAGCCGCCGAGGCUGAACACCAUCAUUUCUAUGGUAAUUUUGUAACAACUAUUAUAUAUUUUUGAGCUACUAUUUACCGUAGUGUAUUAUCAAGACUAAAUCAAGACUAAAGCAUGUCUUAUGCACUACUCAAUGUGAUACAUCAACUAAUAUUAUUUUUGUAUACACCAAAUAAAAAUGAUUUUUUAGGUUGGCACAAGGCCGUGUUGCUGUUCAUCAUCCUCUCUUUUGGAGCUGGUUGCUUAUCAGUAAUGGUUGGGUUUUGCUCUCCUUGUGCACCAGCUUAUGCCAUGAUCUAUGCUUUCUUGAACUUUACUACUUGUAAGUGUAAAACUCUAGUUUUACAGAGUAAAUCGUUACAUUUUUCUGAUUUUUUCACAUUUUAAAGGCCUAAAACUAGUUUAAAAUCACUUUUUUUGACUUUAAAUAUUACUUUUUGGUCAAAAAAUUAAAAUUAAUUUAAAAAUUUUGAAAAAUUUGAUCAAAAUAAACUUAAAAAUUUUAAAACACCGUAUUUUAGGGUUCACCGGAGCCUGCGCCGUCGGCAUUUUCUUCUUCGCGGCCCAUCGCGUUGAUUCACGAUUCGUACAAGGCUUGGUAGCAACAUACGAACAAACCAUCGGCUCAGCAUUCUACUUCUACUCUGCUGGUGUUAUAUUGCACUUCUUUGUGUUCGUAUUGAGUGUCAUUAUUGCUUACCAGUCAUUGAGACGUGAUGAUGAAGAUGACGAACUGCCUAUUCGCGAGUUGGCUCCCUUGUAUCGUCAUCAGGUUUACGGCAAAACUGCGGUUUAA